Molecule: messenger RNA, 2544 nt
Organism: Benincasa hispida (wax gourd)
Lineage: Eukaryota; Viridiplantae; Streptophyta; Magnoliopsida; Cucurbitales; Cucurbitaceae
Gene: RAP74
Product: transcription initiation factor IIF subunit alpha RAP74
Biological process (GO): positive regulation of transcription elongation by RNA polymerase II; transcription initiation at RNA polymerase II promoter
Cellular component (GO): nucleus; transcription factor TFIIF complex
Molecular function (GO): RNA polymerase II general transcription initiation factor activity; TFIIF-class transcription factor complex binding; DNA binding
Source: RefSeq, a predicted model, not a curated record
ACAAAGAAAGCCCUAAAUGUCAUCUUGAUCUUCCUGCCUUUUCCCAUCUUCUAAGGUUUCAACCACUCUCUCUCUCUCCUUGAUCUCAGCUUUUCUCACCUCCACGCAGCUACCACCUUCUCCGGCCUACCGCUCCGCCUCCGCCCUCCUCCACGCCGGCCGUCGCGAGCAGCAAAGCCGGAUCCGUGACUACGACACGAGAUUCAGCAGCGAACGUCUUCUUCAGCGUUUUUACCUGCGCUUGCGAACGCUGCACCAACAGCAAUUUCCGGCGACAGUACAACACGUGUUUUGUGUUCGAAUUGGUGACCCUAGAAAGACAAUCCUAACACAAAAUAGUCUCCAAUCAGAUGGUAUCACUUGUUAGGGUUUAGCACAAAAUAUGUGGAGGAUCGUUUUCAAUAACUGAUUGCCUUAGCAACCAAACGUAGGGGAGAGUCUGUUGUCUGAUUUUUGUGGCUGAAUUAAGGGGUGGGAGAUGUCGUUCGAUCUGAUGCUGAAGCCGUCGUGCAGUGGAUGUGGAUCCACGACGGAGUUGUAUGGAAGCAAUUGCAAGCACAUGACGUUGUGCUUGACCUGUGGCAAAACUAUGGCUGAGAACAAGGGCAAAUGUUAUGACUGUGGGGCUACUGUAACUCGCUUAAUAAGAAUUUAAGAAUUUUCAUAAUAGCGUGGAUUGAGUACUGUCUGCCUUCUCUUUCUGAGAGUGCAUGAUGAACUAUAUUUUAGGAAUACAAUGUUCGAGCAAGUGCAAGUAGCGACAAGAACUACUUCAUUGGUAGGUUCAUGAGCGGGCUGCCGAACUUUUCGAAGAAGAGAAAUGCUGAGAAUAAAUGGUCUCUUUACAAGGAUGGUCUACAAGGGCGCCAACUUACAGAUGCCCUUCGGGAAAAAUACAAGAAUAGACCCUGGCUCUUGGAAGAUGAAACGGGCCAAUUUCAAUUCCAAGGUCAUCUUGAGGGCUCACAAUCAGCAACAUAUUACUUGCUUGUAUUGCAAGGAAAGGAAUUUACUGCCAUUCCUGCAGGUUCUUGGUACAACUUCAACAAAGUGGCACAGUAUAAGCAACUUACAUUGGAGGAGGCCGAAGAAAAAAUGAAGAAUCGAAAGAAGACAGCAGAUGGAUAUGAAAGAUGGAUGAUGAAAGCUGCAAGUAAUGGUCCUGCUGCAUUUGGUGAAGUUGAGAAGUUUGAUGACAAAGAAGGUGUUGGUACUAGUGGUAGGGGACGGAGAAAACCUACUGGUGAUGAGAAUGAAGGCAAUGUCUCGGAUAGGGGAGAAGAAGACGAAGAAGAAGAGGCACAAAGAAAGAACAGAUUGGGACUCAAUAAAAAGGGUGGUGGCGAUGAUGAUGAUGAGGAAGGUCCUAGGGGUGGUGACCAUGACUUGGAUGAUGAUGAUAUUGAGAAAGGAGACGAUUGGGAGCACGAAGAGAUUUUUACUGAUGACGAUGAAACUACUGCUCCGGAUCGUGAAGAAAGGGAGGAUUUAGCCCCCGAAGUUCCUGCACCUCCAGAAAUCAAGCAGGACGAAGACGAUGAGGAUGAAGAAAAUGAAGGGGAGGGGGGGCUGAGCAAAUCUGGGAAAGAGUUGAAGAAACUGCUUAGGCGUACUGGGGGGCUUAAUGAUUCAGAUGGAGAGGAUGAUGACGAUGAUGACGAUGUGGAUGAGGACACUGGUGGCACUCCCGUCUUACCUUCGAAGCAGAAGGAUACAGUUAAAGAAGAAGCUGCAGCAAACAGUCCCUCAAAACCAACACCUUCUGGAUCUGCUAAGGGGACCCCUUCAACUGCAAAGACGGCAAAGGGGAAAAGGAAAAAUGGCGAGGAUGUGAAACCAUCCAGUGCACCUCCAAAGAAAAUGAAAACAGAGACAGAAUCCAAGUCUACAGAUGAAGUAUCUACUUCUAAAAGUACAGCCUCAAAAGGUGCCCCGGCAUUGGUCAAAACUGAACCAGCAUCGCAUUCUGGACCUGUUACUGAGGAAGAAAUUAGGGCUGUCUUGCGGCAAAGGACACCUGUAACUACACAGGAUCUUGUCGCAAAAUUCAAAGCAAGAUUACGAACUCCAGAGGACAAGAAUGCUUUUGCUGAAAUCCUUAGGAGAAUUUCAAGGAUUCAAAAGACAAAUGGGGGACCGAGUUACGUGGUAUUGAGAAAACCUGAAGACUAGAAGAAUUAAGUUAAUGUUUCAUCUUUGUGAUGUAGCUGAUUCAUGAUUCCUUACUGGUUGGUGUGUUAUGGCUGUCGAAUACAAUGUUUGUGUUGAAACUCUACACUGCAAAAGCUUAAGGGGCCUCCUCGUUCACAUGUGAUGAACUCGAUAUGUUACACUUUUAUCUAGGCAAAGGCAAAGGAUAAAUUUGUGGCUUUGAAAGAGGCAUUUGCUGUUGGAAUUUUAAGUUGUAAGAGAUAUAGGUAUACGUUGAGAAAGAAACCAAAAAAUCUUCAGACCCUUUUGUCAUAUUGAUUGUCAUAUUAAUUUUGGCAUUUUCUCAAAGACGUUUCUAAAAUAAUGCAUGGAGUAAAGUAAUGUUAAAAUAAA